Messenger RNA from Schizosaccharomyces octosporus yFS286, 1912 nucleotides. Its product is annotated as triacylglycerol lipase. Gene Ontology annotation, molecular function: triacylglycerol lipase activity. Bases 296 to 1813 code for a protein of 505 amino acids. The transcript has a single exon. Lineage: Eukaryota; Fungi; Ascomycota; Schizosaccharomycetes; Schizosaccharomycetales; Schizosaccharomycetaceae. Gene Ontology annotation, biological process: lipid metabolic process. The record is from RefSeq and is a predicted model, not a curated record.
UUUCUCUUUGAAAGAGCAUUGUUUUUAAGGAAAUUGUUUAAGUUGUGUGCAGAUGACAGAGGUGUGUAGUAGGCGGGUGAAGGUUUUUGUUGAUACUCCAAUCGACCCACUAUUACAAAAUUAUUUAAAUAGGUGUUGUUGUGUUUGGCUAACUUGAGACGACUGUUUGUGUAUAUCAUUUUUCUGCAGUUUCCUCUCAUACUCAAAAGUUUUUAACUAACUACAAACCAAUUUCGUUGACGAACGAAUUGAGACAAUUUGAUCGGAAUAGAAAACUACCAUUAGAUAAAUGUAAAUGUCUAAAGAUGAAUUGAAAUUUCAAAUGGAAUAUGCUUCCACAUACGAAGAUUGGCUUCAAGCCGCCGAGAAAUUGGACAUGGCAGAAGGAAAAUAUGAAUGGCGAGAACGACCGGAAUCGGACGAGUACAAUUACAAGCUAGUAGAAAGUAGGCUUCAUGAACUGAGGAAAAUUCGUCUUUCUGGAAAUGUGGGAGUCAUGUUUGGAGUUUUACGAAAUUCGGUUGCGAGAGACUUUGCAAACUUGGAUAAUGCUCAACUGUACAAUUAUGCAUAUUCUGGGACGAAAAGACUGAUUGAUGAAUUUAUCCAGGAAGUUCUGUUAUGCGUCGAGUUUCUGGAGGAGAGCCCGGAUGUUCCGAUAGAGCAGAAGCUGGUUGAGUUUUCGAAACUCAAGUUUACGGUUGGAAACACAGCUUUGAUAUUGAGUGGAGGGGGUACGUUUGGUAUGAAUCAUAUAGGUGUUUUGAAAGAUCUACAUGAACAAGGCCUGGUACCCAAGAUCAUAUGUGGCUCGUCCGCUGGAGCCAUAGUUGCAUGUGCGGCCGCAGUCCGAAACACGGAGGAACAAAAGCUGCUACUCAAGCAAUUCCACACAGGGGAUUUGAAUGUAUUCACCGAUCCGAAUCUCCCGCCGCUUUCCCUGUGGGCAAGUUUAAAACAGUACUUUACGAAGGGAUGCGUUUUGGACAUUCGUCAUUUAGAAAGAGUGAUGAAACUGUUGAUUGGUGAUUAUACGUUUCAAGAAGCAUUUGAUCGGUCAGGUUAUGUAUUAAAUGUUACAGUAUCGUGUGGCAGUUCGUAUGAGAUGCCGAGUUUGCUAAAUUACAUUACUACACCGAAUGUUCUGAUAUGGAGUGCAGUAGUGGCUACGUGUUCUAUACCAUUUUUGUUUCAGCCCGCGACGUUGUGGGAAAGAGACCCACUGACACGAGAAAUUGCUGCGUUUUGUGUUACGGAUGCACCUUUGUGGAUGGAUGGUUCGGUUGACAAUGAUAUUCCACAUUCGAAACUUACUGAACUAUUCCACGUGAACCAUUUUAUUGUGUCGCAAGUAAACUUUCACAUUGUACCCUUUAUCAUGGAUCCGACAUCUCACAGUUGGUGGGAACGAACAGCGAAGAAGACGAUUGAUUUAGCGGCACAGGAGGUGAGUCUUACAUUUCGACUGUUAUCAGAAUUGGGAAUUUUCCCGACGUUUUUUAGCAAGCUUCAGUCUGUGAUUACACAAAAAUACUCUGGAGACAUUACGAUUCUUCCAAAACUGAAUUAUCGACAAAUCAAAAAGGUAAUUCAAAAUCCAACCCCUUCGUUUCUACUGGAUGCCAUGACGAGAGGAAAACGAGGAACAUGGAAAAGGAUUCCAGUGACGCGAAACCAUUGUGCCAUUGAAAUUUUGAUUGAAAGUGCAUACACACGAAUUGUGAAAAAGCUACAAGCUCAAGGAAAAACAAAGCGAGAAAUUGAUAUGAUUCCAAAUUCCUUCAACGCAGGUCGCAUGAAUGCAUAUACAUGAACAAGGUUGCUACCUAUGAAUGUUGUUUUUCUUUUCUUUUCUUUUUUUUUUUUUUUUUUUAAAAAAAUUUUAUUUUACCUCUACCUCUUUACCUCUACC